Molecule: messenger RNA, 1674 nt
Organism: Rhizopus microsporus ATCC 52813
Lineage: Eukaryota; Fungi; Mucoromycota; Mucoromycetes; Mucorales; Rhizopodaceae
Product: phosphoenolpyruvate carboxykinase
Exons: 6
Coding region: 1-1674 (557 amino acids)
Biological process (GO): gluconeogenesis
Cellular component (GO): cytosol
Molecular function (GO): ATP binding; phosphoenolpyruvate carboxykinase (ATP) activity
Source: RefSeq, a predicted model, not a curated record
AUGACAAUUGCUUAUCGUCCCUCUUCACCUGGUAGACCUGGUUCUUCUCGUCCUGCUUCUCCUUCUCAACAUACAAAGGUAGAAGAGGACUUACAUAACCAUGCUGGUAUCGACUAUGAUAAGGUCACAAUCAAACAUAACCCCUCUGUUGCAGUAUUGUAUGAAGAAGCAUUGACUCAUGAAAUUGGCACAGUCAUAUCUUCUACAGGUGCCUUAUGCUCAUACUCGGGAAAGAAGACAGGCAGAAGCCCUAAGGAUAAGAGAAUUGUUGAAGAGGAGCUCACGAAAAAGGACAUCUGGUGGGGUCCAGUCAACACAAGCAUGACCGAGCGUGUCUUUUUGAUUAACCGUGAAAGAGCAAUCGAUUACUUAAACACGCAUCCUCGUCUUUAUGUCUUUGAUGGCUUUGCUGGUUGGGACCCAAAGUAUCGUAAGAAGAUUCGUGUGAUUGCCUCCAGAGCGUACCAUAUCCUGUUUAUGCGCAACAUGCUUAUUCGACCUACGGAGGAGGAACUAGAGGAAUUUGGCACUCCUGAUUUCACGAUUUUUAACGCCGGUGAAUUUCCAGCCAACAGAUACACUACGGGCAUGACCUCAACUACUUCUGUUUCAAUCAACUUUAAGCGUCAUGAAAUGGUUAUCCUCGGUACUGAAUAUGCCGGAGAAAUGAAAAAGGGGGUCUUUACUGUGAUGCACUAUCUGAUGCCCAAGGCAGGUGUUCUUUCUCUUCAUUCUUCUGCUAACGAAGGCCCUGAUGGUGACGUGUCUCUCUUUUUCGGUUUAUCAGGCACCGGUAAGACAACUUUAAGUGCUGACCCUAAACGUCGAUUGAUCGGUGACGAUGAACACUGCUGGAGUGACACAGGCAUCUUCAAUAUCGAAGGUGGCUGCUACGCAAAGUGUAUUGACUUGUCGCCUGAAAAGGAACCUGAGAUCUACAACGCCAUUCGCUUUGGUUCUGUUCUUGAAAAUGUUGUGCUUAACGAGGAAACACGUGAAGUUGAUUAUGCUGACGAUUUCUUGACUGAGAAUACACGUUGCGCUUAUCCAAUCGACUAUAUCCCUAAUGCAAAAAUCCCUUGCAUUGGUGGCCAUCCCAAGAAUAUCAUCUUACUUACCUGUGAUGCCUUUGGUGUGUUCCCUCCUGUGUCCAAGUUGACGCCUAGCCAAGUUAUGUAUCACUUUAUCUCUGGUUAUACAACCAAGGUAGCAGGUACCGAAGACGGUAUUGUUGAACCCACACCUACGUUUAGUGCCUGUUUCGGUUCUCCCUUCUUGGUUCUUCAUCCUCAAAAAUAUGCGACCAUGCUGGCUGAAAAGAUGAGCAAGCAUGCAGCUGAUGCCUGGUUGAUCAAUACUGGCUGGGUCGGCAACUCUGCCAAGAAUGGUGGAAAACGCUGUCCUCUCAAAUACACUCGAGCUAUUCUGGACGCAAUUCACAACGGAACUUUGGCUCAAGGAGAAUUUGAGACCUAUGAAGUAUUCAACUUGGCCAUUCCCAAGCAAGUCGAAGGUGUCCCUGACGAUCUGCUUCACCCCAGAAAGGCUUGGCAAUCUUCUGCUGAUGAGUUUGAUAAAUCUCUCCGUCAAGUUGCAGAGAUGUUUGUUGAUAACUUCAAGAUAUUCCAGGACGAAGCUAGUGUUGAAACUUGUAACGCUGGUCCUGUCCUUUAA